UUUUCACCUCUGUGAUAAGAUGCCAUCUCUCUCCCCUCUGGGAAGAAGCCCAACUCUCUAGCUGUCUCCCCCCACAACCACAGUCUUCCUUUCACCCUCUCCCUCUCUCAAAUAAACCCUUGCAGAACCCUUCCUUCUUCCAUUCUUGCUGCUCAACUUGUUCUUGUAUCGCCGUUUGAUCGUGAAUUCGUACACUGGGUAUGGAGUCCCCGGAGUUUUUCCUGGCCGGAAGCUUCCGAGCGGGGCCGCCGCAAAUGUCGCAGGAGAUGAAGUUCUGCGACAUUAAGGGUGCCGAUUUCUUCCCCAUUGAGGACCUGCUCGACUUCUCCAACGAGGACGCCUCGGGGCUGCCCGACGCCGCGGCGGGGAACUCCACCGAUUCCUCGACCAUCACCGUUGCCGAGACGGGCGGGAGCUGCAAUUCGUCCUUCUCAGGCGACUGCCGCAACCUCACGGACUCGCAUUUCCCGGGGGAGCUUUGCGUACCCUAUGACGAUCUCCCGGAGUUGGAGUGGCUUUCGAAUUUCGUGGAGGACUCCUUCUCGAGCGACGAUUUCCAGAAGCUUCAGAUCGUCACGAGCGUCAACACGAAGGACGACGCCACCGGGGUGCUGGAGUACAAGUGCUCUGCCGACAACCCGUCGGCCUCGCUCCCGCCGGCACGGCAGAACCCGAGCUUCAACCCGGACGCUCCCGUGCCCGCCCGGGCUCGGAGCAAGCGCUCCCGGACGGCCGCUUGCAACUGGUCCUCGCGCCUCAUGGUCCUCUCGCCCACCACGUCCUCGUCGGGCUCGAGUGACGCGAUCGCCGACGCCGCCCGGAGGGUGCCGAAAGAAGCCGGCAAAGUCAUCCGGAGAAGGGAGGUCUCCGAGCACCCGGAGGGCCGCAAAUGCCUGCAUUGUGCCACGGACAAGACCCCGCAGUGGCGAACGGGCCCGCUCGGGCCGAAGACACUCUGCAACGCCUGUGGCGUCCGUUACAAGUCCGGCCGGCUCGUGCCGGAGUAUCGCCCCGCCGCAAGCCCGACGUUCGUGCUUACGAAACACUCGAAUUCACACAGGAAGGUGCUCGAGCUCAGGAGGCAGAAGGAGUUGCAGAGAUCGCAGCAUCAAUUCCUCCAGCAGGCCGCGGGGGUAUUCGACGUAUCGGCCGGAAGCGACGCCGGAGAUGAGUUCUUGAUCCAAACCGGCCCGGAUUUCCGGCACCUCAUCUGAAACUGGAGUCCGUCCUUUCUUUCUUCCCAUCGUGAUCUUUUCUUCCUUUCGUUUUAGACCUUUUUUUUCUAUUUUGUUGUCAAACGAAUUUUAGGUCUAGUGUAGGGGAAAUUAUUGAAAAUUGGCUCUCUCUUAUCAGGUAGUCCCGUCUUGGAGGUUCAGAAUCGGAGAAUUCAUGAAAUUUUUUUCUCCUCUGUAAAAAGACGAGCUCUCUCUCUCU
This is a messenger RNA of Nymphaea colorata (pocket water lily), 1434 nucleotides long. RefSeq names its product GATA transcription factor 12-like. The coding region runs from base 201 to 1214 and encodes 337 amino acids. Gene Ontology annotation, molecular function: zinc ion binding; sequence-specific DNA binding. Lineage: Eukaryota; Viridiplantae; Streptophyta; Magnoliopsida; Nymphaeales; Nymphaeaceae. Gene Ontology annotation, biological process: positive regulation of DNA-templated transcription. Gene Ontology annotation, cellular component: nucleus. The transcript has 2 exons. The record is from RefSeq and is a predicted model, not a curated record.